Molecule: messenger RNA, 1390 nt
Organism: Mollisia scopiformis
Lineage: Eukaryota; Fungi; Ascomycota; Leotiomycetes; Helotiales; Mollisiaceae
Exons: 2
Coding region: 417-1025 (202 amino acids)
Source: RefSeq, a predicted model, not a curated record
UGAUAACGAAGCAGUCUGUGAGGGAGAAAAUGUCGUUGAUUGCAAUACUUGUAUCACUAUUGAUGAUUUGCAAGAAGCGCAGAGGGUGACCAGACCAUACGUGCGAAGCCUUGAGGAGCUACCUGCUUGCCGAAUCUCACAUGACUUGGAAAGUGAUACUACUGAGUCGAAGACUGCUUCAAAAGUCAAACUGUCAACAGCCAAGGAGUAAGCAGCUGAAAUCCAUACCAAUUCCGACAGAGCAGAACUAGUUGCUAGCAUGGAACCCAUUGAAUCUCCUACAACUGAAAUCACACUACAAGAUGAAGAUAGUCUCUUCAUUCCCAGCCCUCAUGGAUUUAUCAUCACAGUCCCCGGGAAGAUGCAUAUUUCGUUCCAAGAGCGACGAGAAUCUCGAUAUGCCACGUCGACCGAGAAUGCUCUGGAAAAUGCCAGUCUUGGCGUUGAGCACGAUGAGUUUCUGCUUGCUUUGCUUCGGAGAAGAGUUCUUGCGGGAAGAGGAAGGCGAUCUUGGUUCUCGAGAUGCCGUCUUUGAGUUGCAAGCUUUCAACAAGCGACAACAGAAUAUUCAUAUUCCUUCCAGCCGCCAAGUACGGCUCUGGCGACCCUCCCUUGCUCAAAUUACUGAGCGGAGGACUCUUACCGCUGCAAGAACAUCAUCGCAAGGCCCUGGCGCUCCUACUUUCUCCGAGCUGGAAGACAAACGUACAUGUCACCCCAUUCUGGACGCAGAACAAACCGCUCCAUCUUGUCAUUCGGCCGAACGACACUUAUGCAGUCGGCGGGCUGUUCGAGAAAGACGAUUCAGUAAUCGAAGCGCGGAAUUCGGAAGGCUGCUGUUAGCAGCUUGUUCGGGGACGAUGAAUAUGUCGUCUGAUCAGCUAGAGAUUUUGGAUCUGCUGCUGAAGAAGAAGAAGGCUGCUGCUAAUGUGAAGAUGUUGAGGACUGAUAAGACGCUGUUGUAUGUCAUGGUCGCGCUGGGGUUGUUGCAUACGGUGGAGAGGCUCAAUUACUAUACUGUUUAGAUUAGUGAAGAGUGAGAUGCAAGGAGCUUAGGAUUCAAAAUGACUUUCACCUCAUUUGAAAGAGAACGGAUGCAAUGCUGUAAAGCGUUCUCAUUCUUGUGAGCACCGAUAUGUCGUAUUGAGUAGAUGCACCUCCAGCAACAUCGUUUGGAUAUCGAAGUGAACGGUAUCUAGCAUUGGAACCAUGCGGCUCAGUACUAGACUAGGUAGUUCAAAUGUGAUGCAAGAAGAUGAAUUUUGCCUUGCCCUCUCCUAUGAAGUGCUCCAGCGUGAAUAGUGAAAGCGGCCGAGUAACGUAUGUAAAUAAAUCAUGAUUAUGAAAGCUUUGAAGAAGCAGUAUAGAAACGGCAUUGACGACGUUGUCG